This is a messenger RNA of Lodderomyces beijingensis, 423 nucleotides long. NCBI's taxonomy places the organism in Eukaryota, Fungi, Ascomycota, Pichiomycetes, Serinales, Debaryomycetaceae. The record is from the annotation of a GenBank genome assembly.
AUGUCGACAUCAAUAGGAAGAUUUGUGAAGAACGCCUACAAAUCAGGCCUCAAGAGAGCAGCAUGGCAAUUACAAUUCCACAACGACUUGAAAUCGGGUUGGCUAGUAGGUGAAGACGACUACGGCAACAAAUAUUACGAGACAGAUGCACCAGAGGAGAUCCAUUUGAGAACACGCUGGGUCGAAUAUAACAGCUGGCACCCCGAUAUGUCGCAAGUCGAGCCUGGCUGGCAUUAUUGGUUGGCGUAUGGAACUAACACUGCGCCCAAUGCGUUGCCUGAGUCACAGAGAGCACAUAGAGCUUAUCCUUUGCCUGCUAAGCAUAAGCCCAACUAUACUAAUACUCCUGGUGCUUAUGUGUGUUAUAACACUGCUAAGCCCAAGUGUCUGAGCUGGAGUCCUGAGGUUGCGCAGAGAGUAUAG